AACCUACAAGAAAGUACAAACACCUUAUUAAAGUGCCAUGGCUCUGUAACUGGCCAUAUCCUUCCUUCCUCUCCCCAAGAAAAUCAUUCAGAAUUUUAGCAUAUAGGCAACAAGGCCCUCUGCUCUGCUGAACCCCAUCCUCCUUUCCAGAAACCAACCAGAAAAUGGCGUUCAGAGGCUACUGCCAUCCUCACCCUUCUUCCUCCAUGGCCACCACCGGCCCGAGAUUCGGCGCGAGGAGGCCGGCGGCAGCCCUGAGCUUCAGAGCCUCUGCAGCCCAUGGAUGCAACCAGCCAUCCUCGCACCUCUCCUUUGCUGCACCAACCAGCAACAAGGUGUUCGAGGACCAGGUGAGAGGGAUCGUGUGCUACAGGGACGACAAGGGAGAGCUCGUCUGCGAGGGCUACGACGAGGGCCCGAGGCUCGGAAUGCGGCUGCCGGAGAAGGCCUGCUUCCCGUGGCAUGUGGGAGUCCAGGUCACCGAUUUCAUCCGCCUCGCGACGCUUCGGGUCUUCGAGGACGGCGCCGACGACGGUCUUCUGCGCAAGAACGAUCAGAAGUGGCAGCUCUGAAGUCUGAACUGAUCAAGGGGUGGGGGGCACCGAUCAAGUAAGAGCAAUAAUUGGAAUAACCGGAAGCACAGCCAUGUGUGCCAAAUGCCCUGCUUAACUAGCAGUGAUAUUUUAUUCUGCAAACAGCCUGGUUAAUAUCACCCGAAUUACUUCUGCUUUGCUUUUGUUGUACGUACUAGCAUACGAAUCAGUUAUAAGACUCUUUGUAUACAGAAACAGUUAGAAAGGUUUCUGAAAGGGUGAGAUCUUGAUACUACUUGUGUCGAUGAAAAGAUAGGUGGGGAGAUCUGAAAGGGUGAGAUCACUGCAGCCAGCCCAUUGCAAUAUGUGGCCUCUGACUGAGGUAUCAGUAUCAUCCUCUGUUCUCACUGAAGUGGGAGUUAAAGAACUGUAGAAAGCGAUUUUCGUUAAAACAAAAUCGCAAACAAACAGUUAGCAAAAUUAUGUCGACCAUGGAAACAAACAGAAAAGGAAAGGAAAAAGAAACUAUGUUCAUCUC
Messenger RNA from Triticum aestivum (bread wheat), 1071 nucleotides. RefSeq lists its product as uncharacterized. The record is from RefSeq and is a predicted model, not a curated record. The transcript is spliced from 3 exons. NCBI's taxonomy places the organism in Eukaryota, Viridiplantae, Streptophyta, Magnoliopsida, Poales, Poaceae. The coding region runs from base 165 to 572 and encodes 135 amino acids.